CCUUGUUUCAGAUAGCGCUCACUGUAACUAGCGCUCACGACUAUUAUGUUCCCGUUCAUAUUCCACCGUUCGCCCAGCGACUCAUCGAGUUCUGCGGACGCCCCCCGGGACGGCAAUUCCACCGACAGUUCCGGGGAUAGCAGCCAUGGAAUGGCAACAACAGAUAGGCCUUCGGCACCCCCCGCCGAAUCAACACCGACACCGUCCUUGGCCUCAGAGGACCUGCUAGCCAGCGAUCCAGAGAUACAAGCGAUGUGUGCCCAGACACCUCAGCCACGUAGUGGCACUCCACAGAUAGUGAAUCCGAUACAACAACCAACAACUACCCCUCCCCCUCCUCCGCAGCAAGGAACUUCGCAGAUGUCUGAUCCGGGUCCAGGUCCAAGCAACCAGCCAGUACCAGAACCGCUUCAGCAACCAGCACCGCCAAGACAACGAAUACGGAGAGACCGCAGCCCACUCCAGCGUCCUAUGUUGGAACCUCGAGACGCGGCAUUGCCACCACGAAGCCCGGACGACUUCUGGCACUACCUGGUCAACCAUCAUCCAUGGGCACGCCACGUACGCCCCCGCCAGAUUCGCCGCGAUGAAAUCGCAGAGCAACAGAUAUCCAACGAUUUACCAGUGGACGUGUAUCGCCAUGUACCACACUUGGGCUAUGCCGCAAUUCGAUUCGUCCACUCCCUGUUCCCGCGGACACCACCUAAUCUGAAAACGGUGCGAGCACCCUUGGCCUUCAUCGAAUUCUCCAACCUCGAAGAUGCUGUCAUAUUCCGAGACAAGGCUCAAAGAGUACUAGAAGCUACCUUACGAGGAGAUGGCGAGCUGGUACAACAAGAAAGGACGAUGGCACCCAAAGAUGUUCGUUCGUCGAUCCUCUUGCCGCCCAAACUCAAAGGAAGUUAUCCAGUAUUGUACCAGAUAGCAGCCAUAGGAUCUAACAGCCUGGUAAUCGAAGCUAAAGAUUUCUUUGUCUUCAUGCCGGAUAGACUCGAACUUCAUUGUAUCCUGCUCGACCGAUUUUCCCUGAAUAUCGAAAAUAAUACUUACGGUUACGACAGGCAUUUGAUAUCCGUCAAAGAUUUUGUGUGGGUCUAUGAAGUCGCACCAACCAUCGCAGCCGUACGGUCGCCGGCGCGUUGUCUCCAGCUGGCCAGGAUACCUCGGACAGCAGCACUCGAAACGAAUACCCAGUUUUUCUUCCGGGCCGCAGUGUUUGCUUUUGUGACACCAGCCGUCUGGACCCAGCCUCACUUAGGUGUUGUGCUCAAGUUGACCCGCAGAGGCGAGACCGUUAACAACUUCAAGAUGGCGCUAGAAGGAGUCCCAGAGGCUGUGACCAUCACUAAAUCUAUCUGUGAGUUCGAAUGGCCGGAUGUUCAGGAGGAUGAAAUCCUAAUAGCACAGAGCCGGAAGAACGUUUCCUGCGCAGUCAGAUUCUCCGAGCCACCCGCAUCGAAAACCGCACGGGACUGGCUCCGUCGUCAAGUCGAGCACUUCUGUCCAGCCCACCCCGACGAAGGCAUGGUUCCCAUGAAGGUUAGGAAGGCACGUCAAGAAGAUAUCGACUGGUUCUUCGACCGAACCGGGGAAUUCAACAACUUUGUCAACAACCACCCUCAAGCACUCCGCAGGAUGAGUAAAGUUUUCAGUAUGGCGUGCGCUGCACUAGUAGCACUUCAGAACCUGGACGAUGACAACAGAACACACAGAGUCACCGCUACGGUUCCGUCGGUAUCGUCACAUCCGCUCCAACUGCAGCUCACACUGCAAGACAUGUCAUCAAUGGAGGGAUGGACGAAACAUCGUCCCGUGGGAGUGUGGAUCAUGGACGUCUGGUGGUUCACCAAACUUGAGGUAGAUGAAGCUGAGUUCCAAGAAGAAACCAGAGAGCUUCGAGUGACCCUUGCCACUUACUCACAGAUGGAGCAGGUGCUGAGGAACGCCAUCAGAGACGUCGGCCGCAGAGUGGGAAACACCGCAUUUUUGGAUCUUUUCGUCAAGCUAGGCCGAACUCCGGCAAACGCCAACCCGGCGUUCGAGUCAGUCUCCAGAAUGGAGAUAUUCAAGGACUUGGAGGAAGGCGGAGCCGACGUUAGCGUAGUUGACAUCGCAUACGGAGCACAGGAACUAGGAUGUAAAACGGCCAAAGAAGCGGAACGAGAUGAAGACGAACCACUCAUCGACUCGAUAACUCUGCACGGCCGCCGAUUGGAGCUAACGCGCGAUCAGCAGGAAGCACUGGCACUGGGAAACAGCAAAUAUCCACUAAUAGCAAUUCAGGCUGCGUUUGGAACAGGCAAAACGGUUGUUGGCGCCUGCGUGGCCAUACGCCAAGCUCUCGCUGGACAACGGGUCAUCAUCACCGCCUCCACCAAUACCGCCGUAGCCCAGUUUGCGAACACCAUCCUCGAAUUCGGGGAGGCGCAGCAGGUUGGGGUGACUCGCUUCGUAGCAGAAGCCAUCGCUUUCGACACGGACGCGCCGACAACCGCCGUGGACCUUCCUGAAAUCUUGAAGAUGAUCGGAACGGUGUUCCAAAGACAGCUCACGAGGGAGAAGGAGACGUGCCGGACCUUCACGCAGGGACGAAUACGAUACGAAAGUCAAUAUAUACAGCUUCAGGUUCCCAAAUCACUCCUUGUCUACCCGGUGUCUCGACUGUGA
Cylicocyclus nassatus is the source of this 2667-nucleotide messenger RNA. Lineage: Eukaryota; Metazoa; Nematoda; Chromadorea; Rhabditida; Strongylidae. The record is from the annotation of a GenBank genome assembly.